Messenger RNA from Cucurbita moschata (crookneck pumpkin), 1243 nucleotides. Its product is annotated as thioredoxin-like 1-2, chloroplastic. Gene Ontology annotation, biological process: cell redox homeostasis. Lineage: Eukaryota; Viridiplantae; Streptophyta; Magnoliopsida; Cucurbitales; Cucurbitaceae. Bases 209 to 1018 code for a protein of 269 amino acids. The record is from RefSeq and is a predicted model, not a curated record. The transcript is spliced from 4 exons.
CUCCUUUAUAUGUCUCCUUCUUCCUCCUAAUUUUCCUUCUCCUCAUUUUCGCUGUUUCUUCUUUUGAUUUUGGUUCAUACUUCAAGGAUUACAGGUGGGUUUCGUGUUCUUCCUUGUUGCCAACUCGAUUCUGCUUCAACCCAGAUUGAUUUUCAGGCCAUUCUUUUAGUGGGGUUCUUCCAUUUUUUGCUUUUGAUUUCUCUCUGCCAUGGCUUGUUCGUUGAAGACUGGUCUCUCUGUUUCCGGGCUCAAGGAUAACUUCCGUUCUUCCAAAUCGUCUGUGAUUUCUGGGGUUUGUACUGCUAAUUUAAAAGGGUCGACCCAGAAGGGGUUCCCUGUUUUGCGCGUCGAUUUCUUGGGGAGACCUGUCGUGGUUUCGGAUCAAAAUGGCGUUAGAAACUCGAACCCUAAAUCCCCAAAUGUCCUAACCAUCAAUGCACAGGCUUCUAUCUGUAUUGGGCGAAGUCAGAGAUGGUGGGAAAAGAGCUUGAAACCUAACAUGGUGGAGAUCCACUCUGCACAAGCCCUUGUGGAGGCAUUGCUUGAUGCUGGUGAUAGAUUAGCCAUUAUUGACUUUUAUUCCCCUGGCUGUGGAGGUUGCAAAACCCUUCAUCCUAAGAUCUGUCAACUAGCUGAGUUACACCCUGAUGCAAUUUUUCUCAAAGUUAACUUUGAGGAGCUCAAAACCAUGUGCCAAGCUCUCCAUAUUCGUGUUCUUCCCUUCUUCAGGUUCUAUAGAGGUGGAGAAGGUCGCGUUUGUAGCUUUAGCUGUACAAUCUCAACUAUUAAGAAAUUCAAGGAUGCAUUGGCGAAACACGGAACCGACCGAUGUAGCAUCCUUCCAGCUAAAGGAUUAGACGAAUCCGAGCUCGAACGGUUAGCAAUGGCGGGUGAAUUAUCAUUAAGUUCACCAUUACCAUAUCACAAGGAAGGAACAUUGAAGGAUCUAUAUUCUUAUAGUUCUUGGGACACAUCAGGCAAUAAAAGGGAAGAGAAUCACCUGAUUCUUAAGGUGUAAAGCUAUGAUAACACUAAGCAAAUUGAAAGAUUAUUAGUUGAUGAAUUCUUUUGUUUUUGAGAUUGUGUUGUACAUAGUGAGGAUUUGGGGUUUGCCCCAUGAGCAAGGCCCUCUGGUUUUUCUUAGUGUGUGCCUUGCUUUCUUUGCAUUGCCAAUCUGUUGUAAGAACUGGAAUUGGCUAUCUGUUUCAGUUUUCUAAUACACAGAUCAUGCUUUUGGUUGCUA